UCCAUGAAGCUAAGCCUAAAUUCCCAGGUGGACCCUUGUGCUCAUGAAGCGGGCCGUAGAAGAAAACAGAGGCCCGUUUGGUUGCUAUCCGAUGCUUCCAUUAGAUCAGCCCCACCCGGCCCACGGAGGGGACCCGUUUCAAUUUGGAAUGCGUGGCACACUGGCACUGACUCCCUCAGGCAUGGACAGUAUUUAUAUAGAAAUGAAACCUUGGUUUCUGCUGGUGGAGUGUUUGAGCUAGGCUUUUUCAGCUCCCAUGCUGCACCAAAUGGAUACUUGGGAAUCUGGUUCAAGAAUGACAAGAACCAAAAGCCAGUUUGGGUUGCAAAUAGAGAUAGCCCCUUUAUGGAUUUCCCAGGAGUACCGGGUUCCUCAGGAGUAUUUCUCACCAUCAGGUAUGAUGGGAACAUGGUGAUUAGUGAUCAAAGAAAUGUUCCGUUUAUUCUGAAUUAUGGAGCACUUGCAUCAAGCAAUAACACACGUGCAACAAUAGGUGACUCGGGAAAUCUAAUUCUCAUGGAAGGAGAAGAGAUUUUGUGGCAGAGUUUCUAUUAUCCGACAGAUACAUUUCUUCCUGGAAUGAAAUUGGGGUUGUUUAACAUGAAUACUGAGCAGUUGAGGAAACAGUUUCUAGUAUCCUGGUUUAGCGCAUCUGUCCCUGCUGAUGGUUCUUAUGCUUUAGGCAUUGAUCCUGUAAACAAUACUCAGUUCAAUGUCUGGCGCAGUGAUGGUGCUUACCAACAGAUUGGCUUGUGGGAUGGCCAUGAAUUUAAGUUCUUCUUCCAAAGCACAUCAGAUAAUCUCAAUUUCAGCUUUGUUUGGAAUAGCAAAGAGAUUUAUCUUACUUUUAACAACAAAAACACUACCAUGCCUUCAUGGUUUGUGUUAACCUCAAAUGGGGAGAUUAAUGAGUUCAGGAUGGUAGGGCAGGAAAUUGAGAUUGUGGAUUAUUCACUAUGUGAUGACACAAUGGCACGCAGUUCUAAUGGCUGUUUGGUGGCGAUGCCAUCAGCAUGCUCAGGUGGAGAUAAUUUCUCAAACACCAGAGGAUCGCUGCCGAGUUCAAUGGUUUUAAGCUGGCCAAUUCAUGUAGAUCCCUAUGACUGCGAGAUAUUGUGCAGGAACAAUUGCUCAUGUGUUGCAUAUGCAUAUAAGCCAUUGCAAGAUGAAGGAAUUCUAUGUCAACUUUAUUAUGGAAAUAAAAGCGAUCUUCUGAAACUGGUAGGGACAGGGAACAGCACUGUUUAUGUGCGUGGUAAUGCUUCUAAAUCCGAUAGGAAGCUGUUGGUUGUCACAGUUAUGGUGAUUCCCUUGGUAUUCUUCAUUUUGAUCUUAUUGCUGCAUCGUUUAUGGAGAAAGUUAAACUCUUUAGGAAUUUAUGGCUUCCAUAAUGGCAUGAGAGACAGUAUGAGGUUAUUAUUGUUGCAGUUGAGCUCUGAUGAUAAUGCAAGCAGUCCCAAUGUUAUAGAACUUGGAACGAAGAAGGAUCAUGAGUUGCCAUUUCUUAGCUUUUCCUUAAUAGUGACAUCCACCAAUAAUUUCUCUCUUGCAAAUAAGCUUGGACAAGGUGGUUUUGGACCUGUUUAUAAGGGUAAGUUACUAGAACAUGACAUUGCAGUCAAAAGGCUUUCCAAAAAUUCUAGACAAGGACCGUUGGAGUUCAAGAAUGAGGUGCAGUUAAUCUCUAAGCUCCAGCACAGAAAUCUUGUUAAGCUUUUGGGUUGUUGCAUUCACCGAGAAGAAAAGAUAUUAAUCUAUGAGUACAUGCCCAACAAAAGCUUGGACUCCUUCAUUUUUGAUCCAACAAAGCGAAGACUACUGAAUUGGACACAGCGCAUACACAUAAUUGAAGGGAUUGCUCAAGGGCUUCUUUAUCUUCACAAGUACUCCAGAUUAAGAAUUAUUCAUCGAGAUCUGAAAAUUAGCAACAUCUUAUUGGAUGCUUAUAUGAACCCCAAGAUAUCAGACUUUGGCUUGGCUAGAAUUUUAUCCGGGAAUGAAUGUCGAGCCAAAACAAAUCGGGUUGUUGGAACAUACGGUUAUAUGUCUCCUGAGUAUGUGAUGCACGGCCUUUUCUCAACAAAGUCUGAUGUAUUCAGCUUUGGAGUCAUUGUGUUGGAGAUUGUAAGUGGCAGGAAGAAUGCAAACUUUCAUGAGUCAGAUCAUUCUUUGAACUUACUAGGACAUGCAUGGAAUUUAUGGAAAUCUGGGCGAUGCUUGGAGUUGAUGGAUUCGACAUUGGUCGAUUCAAGUUCAACGGAUAGCCUUGCGCUCUGCAUUCAGGUGGGACUUUUAUGCGUCCAAGAUUGUGCAGAAGAGAGGCCAACCAUGUCAGAUGUUGUUUCAAUGUUCAGCAAUGAAGGGGCAACUUUGUCUACGCCUAAACAGCCUACAUAUUCUAACUUAAUGACAGAGGUUGAUAAACCAUUAAGACGUGAAGUGCAUUCUGAAAAUCUUUUGACAUUUUCAGCCAUGGAAGCACGAUAACAACUUCAAACUUGUAUGCUCAAGUUUAUGUACGGAUGGAUUGCCUGUAUAGUUCAUGUUCCUGUUCAUGUACAGAUGGAUUGCUCAAGUUUUGAUCCAAUCCACAUUGUUGCACCGAAAUUUCUGCUUCUUAACAAAUCAACUUUUUCGUAAGAAACCACAAGGGUUUUUGAACUUUUGCAUUCAUUUCCUAUAAUUGUGUAUGCCUUGUGUUGAGGGGCUGUCAGGUUGGCCAUAUUUUUCUGAGUGUAUGAUCUGUACAUUAUUGAAGGAGUGGAAGCUCACAGUUAUACAAUGACAUUUGAUUGUUUCCAAUCUCCUCAAAUGUUGUUUUUUUUUUUUUUUUUUUUUUUUUCAUUUUGUUCAACUUCCUUGUUAACUCUCUUCUCUCAUCUCAAUUUUCUGUUGUUUCUAAUCCAUACAUAUACUAAAUCUCCAAGGCAUUACCCUGCAGCAUUAAUUUUGUGGGCUUUGACUUUAAUUUUGCAUUUGUUGGUUAAGGAAAUGAAUCAAAUCUCUUCAAAUGAUAAUUCACUAAAGGGGUUUAGUCCAAUGAACAAAGACAUUGACUUGUAGACCAGAGGUCAUGAUUGUGUGUUAAAAAUCAUCUCCUUUGUAAUUUAGACUAUCGCUUAUACUUUUUUUAAAAAUUGAUCAUUCCCAAUGAUGACUGGUAUUUUGGCCCUAUCCCUAAUAAUAUAAUAAAAAUCCAACUUUCAUGCAAAUACAAAACACAACCAAACAAUAAAACAGAAAAAUUAAAGUCUUCACUAAUCAACUCUUCUAUUCUAUCCAACAAAACAAUGUUGUUGGGUAACUUGGAUACUUUUAUGAGUGAGGGGUGAAGAACGUAUGGGCAAGUGAUGGAGCUUUGAGUCUUCCUAUACAUAUGCUUCUCUGUAACCCUGCCAUUUUUGCUAGGUCUGCUGCCUGAAA
Prunus persica (peach) is the source of this 3423-nucleotide messenger RNA. Its product is annotated as G-type lectin S-receptor-like serine/threonine-protein kinase At1g67520. Bases 4 to 2487 code for a protein of 827 amino acids. Lineage: Eukaryota; Viridiplantae; Streptophyta; Magnoliopsida; Rosales; Rosaceae. Gene Ontology annotation, molecular function: ATP binding; protein serine/threonine kinase activity. The transcript is spliced from 8 exons. Gene Ontology annotation, biological process: protein phosphorylation. The record is from RefSeq and is a predicted model, not a curated record.